AUGUACAUCAUAUAUUCCAUAUUCCUAUUUUUCCUUGUUUGUGACUCAGUAUCUUUCACACUCGCUCAAGCUGUAUCGCAAAUCAGCUCAUCCUUAUCACCAAAUUCUACUGCAUCCGUGCUUGAUCCUACAGAAAGUACCACUGCAUUAUCAUUUGCGGAGAUUACAACUCAAACUGGCGUUGCAUCUUCUCCUUUUAUUUUUGCUAUCCCCACAGAGCUAUCGGAACCCAUCAAUAUAACGGGAACGCCUGAUCCAGGAUUAAGUUCCUCGGAUGUGUCUCAGGCUCUGCCCUCUGAGUCAAAUCCCCGCGCUACCAGUACCACGAUCGAAUGGAUUACCGCUUCAUUACCACCUAGCACUACCACUACCACCAUUACAUUCCCUUUAGGCGGAUCUGAGACUACUACAUCUGGAUCUGGGACCUCGGCUUCUACUUCUACUCCAUCGUCCACCAACACGGUUACUUCUGAAGUCUUUCUGAGUCCUUCACAAUCCACUUCUUUGGUCUCUCCAUCGAUCUUGAUCAGUACUAGCACUUCUGUGCUCCCAGUUGCUCCAUCUACAUCUAACUCUACAGUACUAACUCCUUCUGAAACUGGAAUAUCUGUUAUACCGACGGAAUCGCCAUUGUCUUCUGCUGAACUAAGUGGUAUUACACCUUCCGCCUCUUCCAGUAUUGUAUCUAGUGGCAUUGAGUCUUUAGCAACCUCCACUACUAUCUUCACAACAGAACCUAGCAUCACAACUCUACUCAUAUCUGAAAGUUUUACGGAAGAUUCUAGUACAACGCCUUUACUCGAAUUAUCAACCUUCUCCACAAUUGUAGCAACUCUGUCUACAGUUCCAAUCAACCCCUCAAUUUCAUAUUCAUCUGAGGUUCCGUCAGUCCCUCCACCUGAUCCAAGCAGCUUUGAGCCAAUUACAACCGUUCCUUCACCUUCCUCUUCAGGGAAUAGUGGAAGUAGUUCAUCGCCAAGCGCUUCAGGAUCGAUCGGUUCAUCCCCAAGUGCCUCGGAGUCACGAAUUAGUUCAUCUCUAUCAGACUCUGUAGCGACUAUUACACCGCAGAGCUCUACAAUAGAGUCUAUCACGACAAUUUCAUAUCAAUCUGAGACCCUGACAGCAGCUACCGAUACUGUGCCCUCCGCAAAACCGAGUGAUGUGCCUAGCAUCAUCGAAACUGCAACAUCAUCCACUGUCAUCUCACUUGGCACAAGCCUCAGUGUCAUUGAAUCCACCAGCAGUGUAGAAUUUUCAGUCACAUUCAGUACGAUUGAUAGUUCAGAGACUCUGUCUGAAUUUGACAUUUUUACAACGAGCUCUAGUACAGUUCAGGUUAACACAGAACCAAAUCCUGGAGUGAGCCACAGCCACAGCCGCAGCCACUGCCUUUGCUCAUCAAUGAUUAAGACAGCUAGUUCAACGGUUAAGAUUUCUACCACUACAGCGUCUUCUUUGACUGAUUUAGUACCGUCAUUAUCACCACUCGAUAAGACCUUCAACAGUGAUAUUCAAUCGUUUGUCAGUACAUCCAGUGUAUGGAAUACCGGGUUCUUUGUCGAAUCGGUCCCUACUGUGACUACACUGGUCGUUUCUACAUCUCCCAAAUCUACGAGCCCGGCUCCAGCAUCUCCGCCUAGUGUCAAAUCGAGUGCCCAGUCUUUCUCCGUAUCUUCUAUUCCAGUUACUGUCAGCUUUCUUCCAGGAGAUAUGGCAGAAUCAAAAACAACAACAUAUCUGAGUUCGAUUUAUACACUUAUUCAGAUUUAUACCAGAACUCCUACAUUCAGUGUGGUAGAGUCAAGUAGCAGUCCAGUUCUUCCGAAUUAG
This is a messenger RNA of Botrytis deweyae, 1833 nucleotides long. RefSeq lists its product as uncharacterized. Lineage: Eukaryota; Fungi; Ascomycota; Leotiomycetes; Helotiales; Sclerotiniaceae. The transcript has a single exon. The coding region runs from base 1 to 1833 and encodes 610 amino acids. The record is from RefSeq and is a predicted model, not a curated record.